AUGAAAAACAUUUUUAAAGAUAAAAAUAUUUAUAUUUUAUCAGUUGAGAAUGAUCAAAGAGAUAAAUGUAAAUCUUAUUUAAUUUCAAAAAAAGCUUUGGUUGAAAAAAGAUUUUCAAAAAAGGUGAAUAUUAUAAUAACAAGUGAAAAAACUAUUUUGGAAAAUAAAUUUCCAGUUAAUACUGCAACCAAAUUGGGUAUAGAGAUAAUUGAUUAUGAAACUUUAUCAAGAGAUAUUGAAAGAUUUAUUAGAAAAACUCAACCAACAUCAUCAAAUGGUUCAACAUCAACAACAACAACAACAACAACAACAACACAAAAAGGUCAAAUUGUAUCAUUUAAACCAACUUCAUCAACCUCAACAACAACAAAUGUAAUUAAUACAACAACAACAUCAACAACAUCAACAACAACAAUUGUUGAUCCAAUUAUAUCAUUAAUAGUACCACCAUCAGGUAGUAAUAAUGGAUCAUUUCAAAUUGCAAUAUUUGGAAUUGGAUUUUUAGCAGGAGCAGGAUUUAGAAUUAAAAUUGGUAAUGAUAAUGGUGGUGGUGGUGUUUUUGCAAGUAAUUAUGAAUUUCAUUCAAGUACAUCAGUUUUAUGUACCAUACCAAACUUAAAUAUUAAAUGUGGUCAACAACCAAUUUAUGCAAGUAAUGAUGGUGGUAAAACUUUUGGAUUUCCAAUUCAAUUUUUAUUCUUUGACACAUCAAUCCAUAGAAUACCAACAGCAAGAGAACAAGAUGGUAUGGUAUUAAAGAGUCAAUUGGAUAAUUUAAAGAGAGCCAUUUCAAAUAUUCAAACUAUGGAAUCAAUUCUAAUGAGACGUAUUUCAUUAUUGAAUGGUAAUCAUGAUGAUAGUAAAUCAAUUGAACAGAUUUUCAUUCAACAACAAAAUUUCAUUGAAAGUGGUGCAUCACAAUUAUUACUUGGUAAUGGUGGUACCACCGAUCAAUUGUUACAAAGUCUUGAGGGUUCAGAAUAUUCAAGUACAAACGAUGAUGGUGAAAACGAUCAAUCAGACGACGAUGACGACAAUGAAGAUGAUGAUGAUUUCGUUGAAAAGAAUUCAAAUCAAGUUAAAGAAGAAUUUUCAGAGAGAGAAAUUAAAAUAUUUAUUUCAUCACCAUUUAAAGAUAUGCAAUUGGAUCGUGACCAAAUUGUAAAGGUCGUAAUACCAAGAAUUAGAAAACUUUGUAUUGAAAGGGACAUUGUAUUGAGUUAUGUCGAUCUUAGAUGGGGUGUAACAAGUAAUCAAUCUGAACAAUCCACUGGUUUAAGUAUGUGUUUGAAAGAAUUGGAGAAAUGUAAUAUUUUAAUUGGUUUAUUUGGUGAACGUUAUGGUUGGUCAUCGCAAGAGAAACAAGAUCCAAAAUCACAACAAUUACUUCAAUCAACAUUAGAUCGUGCAAUUCAAGAUUUCCCAUGGGUAAAGAAUUAUCGUGAUUCAAGUAUCACUGAAAUUGAAUUUCGUAUGCUUUUGAACCAAAGACAACAACAAAGAAAUGGUUUCUUUUAUUUCCGUGAUCCAUACUAUCUCGAGGAGGUUAGUCAAAUGGAUAAAAAUAAUUUCGUUUCAGAAGGUCAAAGAUCAAAAGAGAAACUUGAGAAACUUAAACAAGAAAUCAUUAAAUCACCCUUUAAAUCAUCGGAAUAUCGUCGUCCAACCAAUUUAUCAGAUGUACUCUAUGAGGAUUUAGAGAAAUAUAUUGAUAAAAAAUAUCCAUCUGGUAAUUGUGAAUUAAAAGGUUUUGAAAAAGAACGUUUCUUACAUUCAGUUUUCAUUAAAAAUUUAACAAAAAUUUAUAUUACAAAUGAAAAUUAUUUUAUGGAAAUUGAUACUUAUUUAUCAGGAAGUGCUACUAGUAGUGGUAGUGGUAAUAAAAGUAUUUCAAUUGGUUCAAGUAUUAAUAGUGGACUAUUAUCAUCUUUAAAAAAUAAACCAGUAUUUUUAAUUCAAGGUGAAAGUGGUUCAGGUAAAUCAUCAUUAAUUAGUAAUUGGUUAAAACAACAUAAAGAACAACAUCCAGAAGAUUUAGUUGUAUCACAUUGGAUUGGUGCAUCACCAAGUUCAAAUAAAUUUACAUCAAUUUUAAUUAGAAUUAUGAAUGAAAUUAAAAAUCAAAUUGAAAUUGAUCAAAAGAUUGCCAAUGGUGGAUCAAAUUCCUCAUCGUCAUCGUCAUCAUCAAUGUUUUCAACCACUUCAACAUCUUCUGUAUCAUGGUUACCAGAAAUACCAGAUGAAACAUUUGAAAGUGAAAAAAUUGUUUCAGAAUUCCCACAAUUUUUACAAUAUGUAAUGUCACAUCCAUCAUUGAAUGGUAAGAGAUUAGUAUUGUUAAUUGAUGGUUUAGAUAAAUUAGAUCCAAGAGAGAAUAGUCAAGAGUUAAUAUGGUUCCCAAGAAAUUUCCCUCAUAAUGUAAAGGUUAUUGUUUCAUCGAUUCAAGGUAGUAGACAAAGUGAGGUUCUAAAGAAGAGAGGAUCUCAUAUUCUUUCGAUUUUACCAUUCACUGAAGCUGAAAGAAAAUCAAUGGUACGUUUAUACCUUCAAAAAUAUGCAAAGAAAUUAUCAGAUCAACAAGAGAUUGCAAUCGCUAUUUCAAAAUCAACAACAAAUCCAAGAUUCCUUCAAUUACUUCUCGAUGAUAUUUUGGUAUUUGGUGAUUACGAACGUUUAAAUGACCGUAUUAAAACUUUACUUCGUGCAAAGAAUACAAGUGAACUCUAUGAAAUCAUUUUAGACCGUAUUGAAAAAGAUUAUGAUCCAAAAGCAAAGGGUUUAGUAAGUGAAUUCUUAAAAUACAUUUGGGCCGGUAGAAGAGGUGUUGAAAUGUCUAUGCUUUCAACAUUACUCUUGAAAAAGAAUAUCGAUCCAGCUGAAUGGGGUUCAUUAUUGGUAUUGAUGGAAGCUUAUAUCACUUCUUCAUCGGGUGUUAUCUCUUUCCUUAAUGAUGAUAUUUCAAAAGCUGUCGAAAAGAAGUAUAUUACAACUCCAAAGAUUGGUAUUGAAAUUCAUACCAAUUUAGCAGAGGCUUUCGAACAAUCUGGUGACUUAAAUGAAAGAAAGGUUGAGGAAUAUCCUUAUCAAUUAUUAAAGAGUGAAAAUUGGGAAUCAUUAAAAAAUACCUUAACCAAUCUUUACGUAUUCGAUAAACUCUAUACACCAAAUCAUAAGGUUGAUCUCAUCAAUUAUUGGAAUGUAUUGGAGAAACAAACUAAACCACCAAAGAAUGCUGCAGAAAGAGAUGAUCCAAUACCAUACAAUUGUUCAAAUGAAUUUAAGGCAAUCAUUUCACGUUCAUUCAUUCAAGCAUCUGGUUUGGUAAUUUCCGAUGUUUGGUUUAGAGUUGCAUCGUUCCUUGAAGAGUUAUCUCAAUUUGAUGGUGCCGAAGUACUCUACAAUAAAUGUCGUGAACUUUAUAUUAACAAUUCUCAAAAUAUUGAAGCUGCAAAAGUUGAUCGUGCAAUGGGUAGAAUGUAUCUAACAAUGGGCCAAAAUGAUAAAUCCGAUAGUAAAUUCAGAUUGGCACUUUCAAUCUACACAAAAGAAAGAGGUCAAGAAGAUAUUGAAGUUGCAAUCACUCUUAAUCUCUUGGGUACUCUUGCCACUAAUAGAUGUAAAUUCGAUGAAGCUAAACAAAUUCUCAAUCAAGCUAUGAACAUUUGUGAAUCCAAAUAUGAAAGCAACGUUUUACUCAUUGCUGAUAUUGCCUAUAGUUUGGGUUCAGUUUGUUUCGUUGAACCAAAUCGUAAAUUAGAGGUUGCUGAAGCUUACUUUGCAAGAUCAUUAGAAUUAACUGAAUCAAAAGUUGGUGAUAUGGAUGUUGCUUAUGCUCGUAUUUUAACUCGUUUAGGUUCAUUGAAUAUUGAAAAGGAUACCUAUGCCGAUGCAGAGGCAUUCUUUAAAGCUGCCCUUAAAAUCUAUGAAGCUAGAUUGGGUAUUGAUCAUUCUAGAGUUUCUCAAAUUCUUAGACAUAUGAUUUCCCUCUAUGAGGUUCAAGAAAACUAUAAAAUGGCUGAACAAUGUUGUAUCAGAGCUUUGGCAAUCACAAAGAAAAUCUAUGGUAACUCUCAUAAUCUUGUAUCGGCCACUCAAAUCCGUCAAGCUUUAUUAUAUAAUUCAAUGAAUAGAAAACAAGAUUGUCUCAAUCUAUUGAAUGAAGUUAAAGUUACAAGAGAGAAAGAAUUUGGUCCUGAUCAUAAACAAGUUAAACAUAUUAUUGAUUUAAUUAAAGAAAUUGAUAAACCAAUCGUACCAAAAGCUCCACCUCCACCACCUCCAUCAUCAUCAUCGCCAUCUGCUUCAUCACUUUUAAUGAAAUCAAUUACUUCAUUACCAAUUGUAAAUGGUCAAGCAGUUCUAUCUGUUCCAAAACCACCAGUUUCCAGAGGACCAAAUGGUAUCCCAAUCCCACCACCACCUCCACCAACAAUUAAAUUGUACACAAACAUGGUAUCACUUCAAAGUGUUAUGAAACAAAAUGUUGGAAGAAUUCCAGUUGCUCAACCAACUUCAUUCAAUUCUCCAGUUCAACCACCUUCACCUCGUACUCAACAAGCUAUUCAACAAGGUCAACAACAACGUCAACAAGUUCAACAACAACAACAACAAGUUCAACAACAAAUGUCUCAAAAAGUUUCAUCACUACAACAACAACCACAACAACAACAACAACAACAACCAUCACAAGGUUAUGGUAAUCGUCAAAAUACUCCAUUAUUCCAACAACCAAUUUUCCAACAACAGUUCCAACAAAAUCGUAUACAACAACCACAACAACAACCACAACAACAAGCUUAUGUUGGUGAUAUGUUGGCUCAAUUUGAUCAACAAAAACUUAAACGUGUUCAAAAUGCAAAUGAUCGUAGUGGUGCUUCUCAAAUCGUUGAAAAUUUAAUUGGUAAAAAGAAAUGUAGUAAACCAGUUUCACUUGUAAAUAAAGGUUAUAUGGAAGAAUCAAAUCAAAUAGAUAUGGGUGCUCUAUUUGAUUAA
This is a messenger RNA of Dictyostelium discoideum AX4, 4992 nucleotides long. Its product is annotated as TPR repeat-containing protein. The record is from RefSeq and is a predicted model, not a curated record. Bases 1 to 4992 code for a protein of 1663 amino acids. The transcript has 2 exons. NCBI's taxonomy places the organism in Eukaryota, Evosea, Eumycetozoa, Dictyosteliales, Dictyosteliaceae.